Saccharomycodes ludwigii is the source of this 1218-nucleotide messenger RNA. It is a transcript of the gene PNT1, whose product is annotated as Pnt1p. The record is from RefSeq and is a predicted model, not a curated record. The transcript has a single exon. Bases 1 to 1218 code for a protein of 405 amino acids. Lineage: Eukaryota; Fungi; Ascomycota; Saccharomycetes; Saccharomycodales; Saccharomycodaceae.
AUGAACGUUUUCAAAGGUUAUAAAAUAAACCAAACACUUAAUAACACUCUUGUUAAUACCAAAGCCAUAAUAAGCGUUAAUAAAAAGCUAUUAUAUUGUACUACUAUAGCCACCAGUUGCAAUCCUUCCGAUGUCGAUACAUUGUCAUCUUCUACUAAUAAAUGGGAGAUUUAUAAAAAAUUGGUAGACAAGCCAAUAAUUUUUAUUCAAAACACCGGUAUUAAAAAUAUUAACAACUCUAAUAAAAAACAUUUACCAAUUUCAAAUUAUCCACCAGAGAUUUUACAAUUGGAAGAAAGAAAGGACCAAACAAAAACAAAUUUUUUUAAAAAAAUUUGGUAUAAAUCAAAAUACAUUUUAAAGAUUUAUUUAAAUAAUGGGUUGAAAUAUCAUAUACUAAAUUAUAAAAAGUAUAAGUUUCAAAACAAGAAUGGUAAUCUUGAGGAGCUAUUAAACAAUUGUACCAAACUAAUAGAAUUUCAAAGUAUAAAAUACAAACUUGAACGCCAAAAAAACACCAAAACCAUUAAGAAUAUUGAUUGCGAUGAAUAUUUUAAUGAAAUUACUAAAGAUUUGCCAGUUUCUACCAGAGAUGAUUUCCAAGCAAGGUAUCAAUAUCUUUUAAAUUACAAUAAGGUUCCCUUUUUUAUACUUUUAGCUAUACUAUUUGAAGAAAUGACCCCGAUACUUUUAUACUACAGUGAUUUUUUACAAAAAAAAGUGAUUCCAUAUAAUUGUUUGACUCCUGAAAUGUGGUCUAAGCAACAGAAAAUAAACUUACUCAAUUUCCAUGAUUACCUAGGUAUCGACUUACAAAAAAAGUCACCAUUGAAAAAUUAUAAAUCUAUAAAGAUUGCUAAAAAGGAAGCAUCUAGGACUAAAAGUGGGAAAGAUUUUUCGUUUAAAGUUAGUGAAAUGGGGUUAAAAUAUUUAUACGUUGAUGAUAUUUUAAUGUUAAAAGAAUUAACGAAUGGGGAAAAUUCUGCCGCCAGUUUAGAAAUAAAUACACAAGAUCUAAUCCAAUUUUGUUACGAUAGGUUUUUGUAUUAUUCCAAUGAAAACUUAUUAGAAAUAGCACGUACGAAUCCACAAUUUUUAUAUGAUAGGAUAUUAAAAUAUUUAUCUUUUAAAUAUGAUGAUGGAGCUUUGAUUAAUGACAAAUUUGGAUUAUGGAACGUUUAUAGUGGUUGGUAUUUUGAUAAAAAUGAUGGUAGAUAG